AUGGCCAGCGAAUCUCUGAGAUGUUUUGCACAAUUAGCACUUAUAAUAACUUCAUUUCUCCUUCAACAUCGAUCACUUCCAAGUAAAAACAGUUUGGCGAUUUUAACAAGAGGACCGUGUAAUUUAAUUGGUCCAUAUUUUUGUUUCACAAUUUAUCAAUUUCAUAUGGCAAUUACAAUGGCAGCUGGAAUUGCAAUUGCAAAUACAAUAGUUUUCAGAUAUUUAGUUAUUAUAAGUAAUCAUAUGAUAACGGUUACACAUAUUUAUCUAUUAAUUUUCAUUGGUUACAUUUUCCCAAUUAUUGUCACAAUAAUUCCAUUUACUGGAAAAUGGGAUUUUGUAGUUCUUCGAAAUUUAACUCGAUUGGACCAUUCUACUUAUGAUUUGAGUGUUUAUGGCGAAUAUCCUGGAUUUUAUGAUGCACAAAACAUCCAAUUUCUAACAGCUACUGUUAUUCUUGCUAUCGGUGUCUAUGGGUUACCAAUCCUCACUUCUGUUUUAACAAGAAAAGUUUUGAUUCUAAUUAAAUAUCAUCAAAAUAUGUCAGAAAAAACAAAAAAGCAAUCAAGAACUUUGAUCUAUGUAAGUUUCAAAGUUUCUAAAAUUCUACUAAAGAACUUCUUAAAUAAAUUAUAAAAUAUUAUCAGGGGUUUAUUGGUGCAAACUGUUUAUCCACUUUUGGCUUAUAUUCCAUCCUUCACUUGUUAUUUAUACACACAGACAACUGGAGAAGAAAUAUUGUUAUCGGAACAUCUAAUUUUGGCAACUGCAUCUUCUCCGGGACUUUUGGACCCAUUGAUUUCUUUCUAUUUUGUGGUCCCUUAUCGAGAAGCUAUUUUGUACUUUUUAUGUCCAAAUAAGAGACCAAAAAGGAUUGUUGUGGCGGUUUCAGUGACUAGAAGUACCACCUUGUAA
This is a messenger RNA of Caenorhabditis angaria, 915 nucleotides long. NCBI's taxonomy places the organism in Eukaryota, Metazoa, Nematoda, Chromadorea, Rhabditida, Rhabditidae. The record is from the annotation of a GenBank genome assembly.